Molecule: messenger RNA, 1662 nt
Organism: Rosa rugosa (rugosa rose)
Lineage: Eukaryota; Viridiplantae; Streptophyta; Magnoliopsida; Rosales; Rosaceae
Exons: 4
Coding region: 1-1662 (553 amino acids)
Source: RefSeq, a predicted model, not a curated record
AUGUUAGUGCAAGAGGUUGAAGAUCACAUUUAUGUUGACGGGUUUAACCCCGACUAUGUAAACUUGCCGUGGGUAGAACAUGGUGAGAAGUUGCCUGAGUUACCAGCACUUAAUGUAGCAAGACCCUUUAAGCCACAUCAACCAAUAUCAGUAGGCGAUAUACCAGAUAUGUUGCAGGAUGCUUUUGGCCUUCAUGAUAAUGAACAUUUCCCAGACAUAGAGGUUGAGGAUUUGGCCAAUCAUGAUUCCAUUCCAACACCUGAUGCAGCUAAAUUUUACAAGCUAAUGAGUGAAGCUGACAUGGAGUUGUUCCCUGGCGCUAGGAAAAAGAAGAUUGACUUCUUGAUUAGAUAUUAUCAACUCAAAGAUUUGCAUGGUUGGAGUGAUGUUUCAUUCACAGAGUCAUUGAAGCUAUUGAAUGAGUCAUUUCCCGAGGGAGAGAACCUCCCUGAUAGUUUUUACAAAACCAAACAGUUGGUGAAAGAUCUUGGGUUGUCAUAUGAAAAGAUAGAUGCAUGUCCAAAUGAUUGCAUGUUAUAUUGGAAAGAGCACUCCGAAGCUACUUCUUGUAGUAUUUGUGGCACAAGUAGUCGGUACAUUAAAGGGGCAGCUGAAGAUGGAACAUCUGCUAAAAAGAUAGCAGCAAAAGUACUUCGCUCUUUUCCACUAGGACCAAGAUUGCAACGGUUGUAUAUGUCUCGGCACACAACCGAGUCAAUGAUAUGGCAUUCUACAAAAAGACCAAGAGAUGGUUUUCUCCGUCACCUAGCCGAUUCUCCUGCUUGGUCAAAGGUAGAUGAGCUAUAUCCUAAUUUUGGAAAUGAGAGUCGUAAUGUCCGUUUGGGUUUGGCUAGUGAUGGGUUCAACCCGUUUGGCAACAUAAUCGUAUUAUGGACUAUAUCAGAUUUCCCAGCUUAUGCCAUGUUGUUUGGUUAUAGUACUAAAGGCUAUAAGGCAUGUCCUGUUUGCAUGGAAGAAACUGAUUCUAUUAGACUGCAUCAUGGAAAUAAAGAAUGUUUUUUGGGGCAUCAACGAUGGUUAACUAUUGAGCACAGAUAUCAGAGGUGGCGAAAUAGCUUUAAUGGUCUCCCAGAGCAUCGUGGUAGACCAACAGUAAUGUCAGGAACUGAUUGCCUUAGAGCUUUGAGUGGGUUGAGGUUUCAAUUUGGGAAGGGAAAAAUACCUGCAGGGGUUCGAAAACGAUCACGGUCAUCAACAUUGCAGCAAGAGCCAGUCAAAGGAAAUUGGAGGAAAAAAAAUAGUGUGGUUGGUACAUUGCUUGGGAUGAAAUGGAAGAACAAAGAUAGUGCAAAAGCUCAUGAAGACAUGGUACUUUUGAAUGUGAAAAAGGGUCUUCACCCUAAAUCACCAGGCGGAAGAUAUCCUCCAGCUAUUUUCAACUUAAAAAAUAUGGAGAAGACCACUAAUUGCUCAAAUAUUAGUAAUUGUGUUCGUGUUGAAGAAAUGACUUUGGUGGGACUUAAAAGUCAUGACAAUCACAUUCUUAUGCAACAUCUUCUUCCAGUUGCCAUUCGCCGUGCCAUUAGUUCUAUUUGCACACUAGAGGCUAUCAUGCCACCGGCAUUUUUCGACGUCAUGGAACACCUACCAAUUCACUUGGCUGAUGAAGCUGCUAUAGCUUGUCCAGUUCAAUACCGCUAG